This is a messenger RNA of Malania oleifera, 2098 nucleotides long. RefSeq names its product probable polygalacturonase. Bases 595 to 1947 code for a protein of 450 amino acids. The record is from RefSeq and is a predicted model, not a curated record. Gene Ontology annotation, biological process: carbohydrate metabolic process. Gene Ontology annotation, molecular function: polygalacturonase activity. Lineage: Eukaryota; Viridiplantae; Streptophyta; Magnoliopsida; Santalales; Ximeniaceae. The transcript is spliced from 5 exons.
CUGCCUUCACUGCGCAUCUAGCAAACUGACUCCCUCACUUUCUUUCCGGUUCUCUCUUUUUCUGGCCCCCAAAACGCCAUCCCCAUCUUCAAAUCCUCUGCUUCCAUUGCUCCUUUCCAUCUUUCAAAUCCAUUUCAGAUUUCACCAUCUCUGAAACUCUCUCCUCUCUCCCCCCUCUCUCUCUCUCUCUCGUAGUAUUUUGUUUGAAUUUUCUUUUUCUUUUUCUGUUUAAAUUUUCUUGAACAUUCCUAUCUCUGUAUCUUUUUGCUAUAAAUUAGUGCAGAUUCAUACCCAUAAAUGAUUUCAUUGUAUUCUUCUCCUCAAACCCUUUUCCCCAUCUGCUACAAUUACGUAAUCUCAUUAGUCUCUCUCCCCCGUCUGCGACUACCUUUUGUUCUUUUCUUCUUGUAAUUGCUUCCUCUGCUCUUAGCUAAAUCCUCUUGGAAUUUUCCAGCACCCUUCAUCAAAACCCAAAAGCAUAUUUUGGAAUUUUCCCUUUGGCGCCGAGCCGCCCAAACAUUUUCUUUCCCGGGAAAUCCUUGUUUUUUCUCGGCAGCGGAUCUAUCUGAAGAAUCUUCUUUAAAAUACGAGAAAAUGCUUCGAUGUGCGUUCUGGAUUAUCCUGUGCUUCGCGGCCCUUCCGCUGUUCUCGAGCCGGGGGGCUCAGGCGGCGGCGGAGGUAACGUGCUCGGGGAUAGUACCGAUGAGGUACAGGAACGACAAGAUCUCGAUCACGGAUUUCGGGGGUGUCGGAGACGGGCGGACGCUGAACACGAAGGCCUUCAGGGAGGCGAUAUAUAGGAUUGAGCAUUUGAGGAGGAGAGGAGGUACGCUUCUCUACAUACCUCCUGGGGUUUAUCUAACUGGAAGCUUCAAUCUCACCAGCUACAUGACCCUCUACUUGGCUAAAGGUGCUGUCAUUAAGGCUACUCAGGAAACAUGGAGCUGGCCUUUAAUUGCACCCUUGCCUUCUUACGGAAGAGGAAGAGAGCGUCCUGGAGGGAGGUAUAUGAGCUUUAUCCAUGCAGAUGGUGUUCGUGAUGUGAUCAUAACUGGCGAGAAUGGGACAAUUGAUGGCCAAGGGGAUGUCUGGUGGAACAUGUGGAGGCAGAGAACUUUGCAAUUCACUAGACCUCAUCUCAUCGAAUUCAUGCAUUCCAGCAACAUUAUCAUUUCAAAUGUAGUAUUCCGAAAUUCUCCUUUCUGGAACAUUCACCCUGUUUACUCCAGUAAUGUUGUUAUCCGAUAUGUCACCAUAUUGGCUCCGUUUGACUCGCCCAACACUGAUGGAAUUGAUCCAGAUUCAAGCUCCAACGUCUGCAUAGAGGAUUCGUACAUUGCCGUGGGAGAUGAUCUUUUGUCUGUGAAGAGCGGGUGGGAUGAGUAUGGGAUAGCUUAUGGCCGCCCUAGCUAUGGAAUCACCAUUCGGAGAGUGACCGGAUCAUCCCCAUUUUCUGGAAUUGCAGUUGGAAGUGAGACCUCCGGUGGAGUGGGAAAUGUGUUGGCAGAGAACAUAAGCCUUUACAAUAUGGGAGUUGGCAUCAACAUAAAAACAAACAUUGGCAGGGGAGGAACCAUAAAAAACAUUACGAUAUCUGAUGUUUAUCUGGGAAAUGCACGCAAGGGGAUAAAGAUUGCUGGUGAUGUAGGAGAUCACCCAGAUGACAAUUUCAACCCGAACGCCCUCCCAGUCGUUAACGGGAUUGCGAUUAAGAAUGUGUGGGGAGUGAAGGUUCAGCAGCCGGGAUUGAUCCAAGGUCUGAGGAACGCGCCCUUUACCGGGAUUUGUCUCUCUAACAUAAACCUUCAGGGUGUGACAGGACCCGGAGCUAGAAAUACUGACUGGAAGUGCUCUGAUGUUAGUGGGGCUGCCCUGGAGGUCAGCCCUUUGCCUUGUUCAGAACUGACCAGCGCCCAUCAAACUGGUUUGUGUUCAAUUAAUUUUUGAGGUUCAUGUAAUUGUUUCAAUUUAUUCAAGCAAGGAAUAAGUAUCCUGAAAUUUUGGUUAUCCUGUUCAAACUAUAGUUCGUCUCAAAACUAGUCUCAUGUCUGUAUUUUACUGAAUUGAUUAAUGCAACUGCAAAUUGACUUUAUAUGCA